AUGAGUGAAGGUGGCCCGGUAUCAAUCGUUGGUUAUGUUGAAGGCUUGUCUCCGGGAUAUCAUGGGAUGCAUAUUCACGAGUUUGGUGAUUUUUCUCGCGGUUGCUUGUCGACUGGGCCACAUUAUAACCCGUAUGGCAAUGACCAUGGUGCUCCGGGAGACGCCAACCGACAUGUUGGUGAUCUGGGUAACAUUAAAGCUUUCAGCACGGGAAUUGCGAAAAUUCAGUUGGUAGACCAGCAGAUAACCCUUUUCGGCGAGCAAAGCAUUCUCGGUCGAACUUUAUCCAUCACAGAAUUCGAGGACGAUUUGGGAAAAGGAGGUCAUGAUUAUAGUAAAACUACUGGAAACUCCGGCAAUCGUAUUGCUUGCGCCAUAAUCGGUGUUGCGCGGGAGGAGUUUUUCCCAGAGCGAGGCUAUUUGACUACCAGAGAUUAA
Messenger RNA from Sabethes cyaneus, 438 nucleotides. RefSeq names its product superoxide dismutase [Cu-Zn]-like. Gene Ontology annotation, biological process: removal of superoxide radicals. The record is from RefSeq and is a predicted model, not a curated record. The coding region runs from base 1 to 438 and encodes 145 amino acids. Lineage: Eukaryota; Metazoa; Arthropoda; Insecta; Diptera; Culicidae. The transcript has 2 exons. Gene Ontology annotation, molecular function: superoxide dismutase activity; copper ion binding.